CAUGUGCGACCAGACUUGUAUUAACAGUAUAAUUAUAAUAAAAUAUCUAUAAUAUAAUAUGUACAAUUAUAUAAACUGAAUAAAAUAUAAUAUUGUUUCAGUUGACUAACAAUAAUAAUAUAGAAAAGAAAUUCUAAGAUCUAGAAGGAUUUUUAAAUCCAUAAUAGAUUAUGGAUAAUAUAUUAAAGGACGACCGUUUUGCUCAUAUUGUGAAAGAUCCAAAAUAUCGGAGAAUUCCUAAAAAUGAACGUAAAGUCAAAAUUGACAAGCGAUUCCAGUCUAUGUUUACAGAUAAAAAAUUUGCAGUAAGCUUUAAGGUCGACAAACGAGGAAGACCUUAUGUAAAAAAUAGUGCUGAAAACCUUCGAAAAUAUUAUGAUAUAUCUGAGAACGAAGACGAAUCAUCGUCAUCUGAAUCUGAUGUAGAAAAUUUGAAAGAAGAAGAAGAACAAGAAUCAAAAGUAGAAAGUAAAAAAGAAACAGUUAUAUCAGAAAAAGUAAAGAAAAAUGAUAAUAAACUGCCAGGCUUAAAGAAUAACGAAAAAGGAAAAUUGUCAAAUAAUAUUAAACAAAAGCUUAAAAAUUUAUCGGUAAAUUAUGCCCGUGGUGAAGGAGAACUUCUAUCAAGUAGUUCCGAAGAAGAUGAAAGUAUUUUAGACAGUGAGGAAGAAGAUGAGAUUUGUCACGAUUGGGGAGAAUUUGAUAAGGAUGCUGAAGAAGCCGUGGAAAGUACCCGUCGUCUAGCUGCUUGUAAUAUGGAUUGGGAUAAAAUACGUGCCGUUGAUCUAAUGGUGUCUCUCAAUUCUUUUUUGCCUGCUGGAGGAAUUAUUCUGUCAGUCACGAUUUAUCCAUCAGAUUAUGGAUUACAACGGAUGAAAGAAGAAGACGUUAAAGGACCUACCGAAUUAGUAAAUAAUUGUUUCGACGAGUUUGAAAUAGAGGAAGGUUCGAGUUAUCAAAUGGAAAAGCUGAGACAGUACCAAUUAAACAGAUUAAAAUAUUACUAUGCAGUUAUUGAAUGUGAUAGUCCUGGAACUGCGGAUAAACUUUGGAGUGAAUGUAAAAAUGUUGAAUACGAAUCUAGUGGCUUAAAAUUUGACCUUCGAUUUAUUCCAGAUGAUAUGGAAUUCGAUCAGACACCUAAAGAAGUUUGCGAGAAGUUGCCAGAUUUUGCAACUUAUCAACCAAGGACUUUUACAACUACAGCAUUGCAACAAGAAAAAGUCGAUCUAACUUGGGAUGAAACCAACGAAGAGAGAAAGGAAAUAACUAUGAAAAUAAAUUCGGGAAAACUUAAUGAAUUGAAUGACAAUCAUUUGAAAUAUUUAUUGGCAAGUGGAAGUAGCGAAGAUGAAUCUGAUGAAAAUUUGGAGAGUAAAGAACCUGAAGUUGAUGUUGAAGUGAAAAAUACUAAAGGGAGCACAAUUGACAAAUAUAAACAACUUUUAAAGUCGAUUGACGAUAAGGAGAAAGAGAAACACAAGAACGACGUGCAACUCGAAUGCACGUGGGGCUAUAAUGCAGAGGAAAGAAGUAAAGAAUUCGAAAAAGAGAAAUUACAAAAAUCCGAAAAGCUAACUCCAUUUGAAGAAUAUCUUGACAAACGAAAGGAAAAACGAAAGGCGAAAAGAAAAGCAAAAAUGGAAGAAAACACUAAGGACAAUAGUGAUUCUGAAUCUGAAGAUGAAGUACCGUCAGAUAUUGACAUGAAUGAUCCUUAUUUUGCCGAAGAAUUGAAAAAUUGUUCAAAGAAAAGUAAAAAACCGAAAAAAGAUGAAUCAAGAUUAAAUGAUAAAGACGAUGAGAAAGAUGAACUUGAAUUACUUUUAAUGGACACAAAUGAAAUUGAUAAUAGAAAACAUUUUGACAUGAAAGAAAUUGAAGAAACCAACUCAAUGUCAAAAUCAAAGAGGAAAAGACUCGAACGAAAAAAGAAGAAGAAGAAUAUUACUGACAAUGAUGACGAUUUUGAGAUGAACCUUAAUGAUGAAAGGUUCCAAGCUUUGUACACGUCACAUCAUUUCAAUAUCGAUCCUGCCGAUAAUCACUUCAGGAAAACUAAAGGAACCGAAAUUUUAAUUACUGAACAAUUAAAGAGGAGGAAUAAAAAUAAGAAUUAGAAAAAUCUUAUUAUAAUUAAAAUUGUUUCUUGUACAAUUAUUAAAUAAAUAAAUAAAACAAAUUGUUUAA
Molecule: messenger RNA, 2190 nt
Organism: Leptopilina heterotoma
Lineage: Eukaryota; Metazoa; Arthropoda; Insecta; Hymenoptera; Figitidae
Product: ESF1 homolog
Exons: 7
Coding region: 171-2120 (649 amino acids)
Biological process (GO): rRNA processing
Cellular component (GO): nucleus
Molecular function (GO): RNA binding
Source: RefSeq, a predicted model, not a curated record